This is a messenger RNA of Thalassophryne amazonica, 1318 nucleotides long. It is a transcript of the gene pigh, whose product is annotated as phosphatidylinositol glycan anchor biosynthesis, class H. Gene Ontology annotation, biological process: GPI anchor biosynthetic process. The record is from RefSeq and is a predicted model, not a curated record. The transcript is spliced from 4 exons. Gene Ontology annotation, cellular component: glycosylphosphatidylinositol-N-acetylglucosaminyltransferase (GPI-GnT) complex. The coding region runs from base 235 to 792 and encodes 185 amino acids. Lineage: Eukaryota; Metazoa; Chordata; Actinopteri; Batrachoidiformes; Batrachoididae.
GCUUCAAAACGUUUCGGAAUGUUGCAGAGUCUGAGUCGUAGUCUCGUUACAUUACGUAUUUUUAGUUACACCCCCCCCCCCCUUUUUUUUUCUUUCUGAAGUUUCUUUUGUUGAACCUUCUCACGUGUUUUGUUUUGUAGCAGUCGCUGGGGAAAAAAAACAAAAAACGAAGCUUUUUACACUUUGGUGUGCGGCUAGCACUAGCUACGUGCUGACCUUAGCUCAACUGCGAUCAUGGCAGAUGAAACCUUCACGGACAUCAACGGAAACGUGUUGUCGCUCGACUGUCAGAGUCACUCCACUUUCUGCAGGGAGAUCACCAUCAGCUCCCCUAAAACCUCCGUUAGCAGACUGCUGGUGUGCAGCUGCUCCGUGUGGCUGGUAGCCUACACCGUGUUCUUUUUCACAGAGAACACUGCUUUUUUAUCCAGCGCUAUCCUCAUCACGCUUGUUGGAAUGAUUCUUUACAUCCACUUUGUGAAGGUGGACCACGAGUCCUUGCUGCUCAUUGGCUCAUUAGGCCUCCAGGUGUCAUCCAUCUACGCCUCAGGACGUGAGACCACCGCGUUCAUCGAGAUGAGCAAGAUUAAGGACGUUGUCAUCAAUGAAGCCAUUUAUAUGCACCAUGUCAUCUAUUACCUCUGCGUACUCUUGAAAGACAGUUCAGACCCUGAUGCAGUGUCAAGUGUCGUUCCGUUGUUUCAGAGUUCAAAGCCAAGGCUGAACUGCUUAGUGAAAGUCUACAAGAGCUGUCAAGAGAUCCUUUCAAAACAAACUAACAUUGUAAUAUAACAUAAUCUGAAGUUUCUGCCUUCACAAGCCACUUUUAAUAUUUUUGAUGGAGUAUUUUUCUGAAAUUUACCUCUUAAUGAUGAAAAUAUAGCAUGUUGAGCACAAACAUCAUAGCUACUACAUCAUAUUACCCUUAUUUGACUGUCUUUGUAGUCUAUGAAUGAUUUAAUGACUUCAAAAAUGUUAUGUACCUCAUGCAUGUUGUGUAUGCUGUUGGCAGUCCCCUCAACUACUUCAUUAUUGUGACGAAUGGCCUCUCUAAGUUUAAUUUAUAAUAGUAUUACUUGAUGUUUUGUAUUAAUCCUUAAGUUCUGAAUAAGGCUACGCAUAUACCCUGUAAAAUACAGUGUGCGAAUAGAUACAUUGAAUGAGUCCAACUCCUCCACUUGUUAAGAGGAUAACUCCAAAACAGUAAAUGCUGUCAUCUUGUAUAUCUCCAUUUGAAAACAGCAUAUAAUGAGGGUAAACCAAUUAAAAUAUGGUGAAUUUUGAUGCACCAGGUCAAUCAAAAUGCUACUUUGUUUUG